Messenger RNA from Blepharisma stoltei, 1602 nucleotides. Lineage: Eukaryota; Ciliophora; Heterotrichea; Heterotrichida; Blepharismidae. The record is from the annotation of a GenBank genome assembly.
AUGGGAAAUCAAGCGAGUUAUUGCUGCUUUUCUUCAAGGCAAGCCUUAAAAUCUCCUGAAAAUCAAAAUUUAAACAAACCAUCAAAUGAAGCCUUGAAGAUUCUAAAAACAGCGAAAAUUACAGAAAAUCAAAAAAUCUCAAAAUCAAAUCAAAGCUCACCUAGAAAAAAACCCAAAAAACAAAAGCUAAAUGAUUCAUCUAAUUGAGAAGAAAAACCAAUUUUAGCUUCCAAAAGUGAAAUUAUUGAAAAAACAAAACUGAAAGAUCGAAAAGAGAUAUUUCAUGACAGUAAUAAAGACAUCAAAGGCCCAUAUCACAGUCCUCAGUUCUCUAUAAACGAUAAAUCGUUUUCUAAAAAAUUUCCUAAAACAAUUGGUAAUGCUUCUCCUAUUGCAAACUUAGCAUCAAAAAGUUUAAUAGUCAUUCCAGAAGAGAAAAAUGAAUCCGAAUCUAUGCAUGAUACUCUUCAUGAGCAAAAAUCAGCAGUAUCUAUUAAUGAAAGCAACAUCCAAGGACUUCCAACCCAGCAAAUAUCAAACAAUUCAAUAAUUUUUAGUAAAGAAGAUGCUUUAAGAGACAAAAAAUCAGAAAAUCUCAUAUUGGUUGAGGCUCCAAAAUAUCAAAUUGACGAUGUUUUGCAGUUAGACCAAAAGCUGCAACGUGAGAUUUCUUGGCUGUUUUUACAAUUUAAAACAAAAGAUGAAGUUUUAGAGGAAGAAGUCGAUGGCUAUUUACCUAUAAAAAAGGAAAAUCGAUAUGGAAUAAAGCAAAAACGAUGACUUUUAUUUUCAACAGAAGCAUUAUACAUAGUAACUCCUAAUAACUUCAAAUCUCUCAGACGUAGGAUUCUUUUAUCGACAAUUGAUAAAAUAUACCAGCAAUCAGGCAAUCAGAGUUUUGCACUUCAUAUAAAAGAAGAGGAAGGCAGCGAAUGCCUGAGAAUCUUGACACCGAGAACUCUUGAUGCAAUUAAUGCAAUUAAGACACUUUAUUAUUUAAAAACUGAAGAAUUUCUUGAAAUUAAGCUUGUAAAUAGCGAAAAGGAGAUGCUUGAAAUUACCAAAAAAGAAGACUCUGAAGGCCAAGAAAUGAAAAACAAUUUGAUUUUUGGAAAAAUUAAAGCAGUGCAUGGGAUCCCAGGGGAACAAAUGGUGAACUUAAGAAAAGUUUAUGAAGUAAUUAAGCCUGGCUCAAAGCAGAUGAUAAUUUUGAUAACUGCAAGUAAGACCAUUUAUAUUGCCAACCCGAAAGGAAUAUUAUACAAUUAUGUAACUUUAAGCCAAAUAAAAGAAAUUCACACUUUAGCUAAUUUGUCAGAGUUUCUGCUGAAAACUGAUGAAGGGGAUAUUUGGAUACAAGACAAUGAAACGCCGUUUAUUGUCAGGGAAAUCAGUGAUGUUAUUGAGCACGAGAUGGGGUAUGGGAUUCUUGUUAAGCAGAUUGAGCAUGAUGAAAUCGCAUUUAAACGAAUUCCUAAGAUUUCAAAAGGCAAGCAGAGGCCAGACUUGGAAAUUAUUGAAGGAUCAGAAAGUGGAGUACGAGGUAGAGACAGAAGAGGAGGGGGUGCAAUGAUUGACUAUACAGAUCUUUUUAACUUUUAA